Molecule: messenger RNA, 888 nt
Organism: Trypanosoma grayi
Lineage: Eukaryota; Euglenozoa; Kinetoplastea; Trypanosomatida; Trypanosomatidae
Exons: 1
Coding region: 1-888 (295 amino acids)
Source: RefSeq, a predicted model, not a curated record
AUGGUGCUGACGCAAAUUGGAGUUCGCACCGCUUACGACAAGGAGCAGGAUGCUCGUGAGGCCGCCCUUUUGGAGGCGAUCGCCAAGGAGAAUGAAAACCCAUUUCAGCAUGGGGCCGAAGCGCUGUUGGGCGUGGUUGGCAAACUCUACAGCGACUACGUGUACACCUCCGGCGUGUUGCUAUUGGCGUGGACGUGGUGGGGUCUUUACCCAAGCUACGCGCGCUUCCGUCACAAACACAUUAUGCGCUUUGGGCGCCGACGACAAGUCGACUUCCGCCGCUGGUUCUUCUACACGCGACACAUACCCAAAUGGGAUAAGAAAUAUCUUCAACGUGUGGAGCUGCCGCGGCGGGUACCUUUUGAAGAAGCCGCUACGCUCAACUCACGGCAGCACGUGACUUCACCACCCACAGCGUCGCUCCUGACGGUACCACGUGAAGCCAGCUCGGCGGUUGAGAUGUCUGGGAAACAAGAGGGUGUGAAAAAUCCGAAUGACUUUGUUAGCGUUUGUCUCACAAGUGGUGCUUCAUUUGCAGGAGGAGCCCGGGGAAAACUAGAGAGCGAUGUGGCUUCAGGCAUUCGCGCCAUCAACGAGUCAUUGCAGCAGCAGCUGAAUGAAAGGCGUAUUUUGAGCCGAGACGCCGUGGACCCUGACCUGAUACAGCAUGAAGUGGAACGUCUGGUGAAGGAGGCUCGUGGCGUUAUAGUGCUGAAAGAAACACAUGCGACACGACGGGCAGUGCCAGUGGAUCGGGAGGUGUGGUGGGUGUCGUCGGACGAGGCGCGGCGACGGCGAGAAUGGUGGUUCUGGCUGCAGGUGCUCGUGGUUGCCCGUGUGAUGGAGGACCUCCUCGACAUGCCGGACAUGCCCGAUUUUGUGCAGUAG